UUUUUUUAACUUGUGUGAUCUGGUCAACAAUGACAUUCAAGUUUGGACAGUGGUAGUAUAAAAAGAAAACCAAUUAUAUAAUGAAACAUAAGCAAGAAGAAGUGCGCAAAGAUUACUAUUAUUAUUAUUAUAAUAUCUGAAAAGAAGAGAUAAACAUUGUUCUUAGCUUAGGCAAGCUAUCUAUCUUGAAAAUAUCAAUGGAAGGUGAUAAGUGGCAGCAGUGUGAUGAAGAUGCAACUCUGAAUAUUCCUUUGGUAGCAGAACAUGAAGAAAGACAAAUUCCUGGUAGCGGUCACGACAACAAUAUUGUCACGACAUCUUUUCUUAAAACAUGUUUCAAUGGCCUCAAUGCUUUAUCAGGUGUUGGAAUACUAUCAGUUCCAUAUGCAUUGGCCUCAGGAGGAUGGUUAAGUUUAUCACUUUUAAUUUCGAUUGCGGCAGUAGCGUUUUACUCGGGUUUAUUAAUGAAAAGAUGCAUGGAAAAAAAUCCGAAUAUUCGAACAUAUCCUGAUAUUGGUGAAGUUGCAUUUGGAAAAACAGGAAGAUUAAUAGUAUCAGUAUCAAUGUAUACAGAACUAUACUUGGUUUCGAUAGGGUUCUUGAUUCUCGAGGGCGACAAUUUGAGUAACUUAUUACCGAUCGAAGAGUUUCGAGUGGUUGGUUUAUCCAUCGGCGCAAAGCAGUUCUUUGUGAUAUUGGUUGCUCUAAUUAUUUUGCCGACGGUUUGGUUGGAUAAUCUGAGUUUGCUUUCUUAUGUAUCUGCAAGUGGUGUCUUUGCUUCUGCUAUUAUCAUUUUGUCAAUAUCAUGGACUGCAGCAUUUGAUGGAGUUGGUUUUCAUCAAAAGGGUGAUAUUGUGAAUUGGAAUGGAAUCCCUUCUGCUGUUAGCUUGUAUGCUUUUUGCUAUUGUGCACAUCCAGUUUUCCCUACUCUAUACAAUUCCAUGAGGAACAAACAUCAAUUCUCAAAUGUCCUAAUGGUAUGCUUUAUAUUAACCACAGCUGGUUAUGCAUCAAUGGCUAUAAUUGGUUACUUAAUGUUUGGUUCAAAUGUUGAAUCACAAGUAACAUUAAACUUACCACUAAAUAAAUUAAGUUCAAAAAUUGCAAUAUACACAACCUUGGUGAAUCCAAUAGCAAAGUUUGCUUUGAUGGCAACACCAAUUACAAAUGCUUUGAAAGAUUUAUUUCCAACAACAUACAAGAAUAAUAGAGUGACCAACAUCUUUGUGAGCACUGUCCUUGUCAUUACCAAUGUUAUUGUUGCAUUGAGUAUUCCAUUCUUUGGUUCUCUUAUGUCAUUGGUUGGAGCAUUUCUAAGUGUCACUGCUUCUAUUUUGCUUCCUUGUUUGUGUUACUUGAAGAUUUCUGGCACUUAUAGGAAUUUUGGGGUUGAGACUGUGACAAUAGUGAUGAUAAUAGUAGUAGCUAUAGUAAUGGGAAUAUCUGGGACAUAUACUUCAGUUGUUGAAAUAGUGCAAAACUUGUAAUAGGUAAUGUACUAUGUUGUGGUCCAUUCUCAUUUUCCUGAUGUAUCAAUUAUACUUGAUUCUGGCCUAUUUUGAUUUUGGUUGGAAAAAUUAUAUUUAUUUAUAUAUUAGAUUAAUGUUGGCUUAUUA
Messenger RNA from Lathyrus oleraceus (garden pea), 1616 nucleotides. RefSeq names its product amino acid transporter AVT1I. Bases 198 to 1487 code for a protein of 429 amino acids. Lineage: Eukaryota; Viridiplantae; Streptophyta; Magnoliopsida; Fabales; Fabaceae. Gene Ontology annotation, molecular function: L-amino acid transmembrane transporter activity. Gene Ontology annotation, biological process: amino acid transmembrane transport. Gene Ontology annotation, cellular component: vacuolar membrane. The record is from RefSeq and is a predicted model, not a curated record. The transcript is spliced from 3 exons.